Messenger RNA from Linum trigynum, 3488 nucleotides. Lineage: Eukaryota; Viridiplantae; Streptophyta; Magnoliopsida; Malpighiales; Linaceae. The record is from the annotation of a GenBank genome assembly.
CAAUAUUUUUUUCUAUAGUGACUCUAAAAUUGAUCUCACCUAAAUAAGCACUAAAUACUCCAUUAUUAGGUGUUAUCAUGCUUAUUUACCAUAAUUGUGUCCACAGUUGCUCCAUUUUAGGCUAUGGUGAUUUCUUUACUACAUUUUUAGGUCUUACCAAGAAAUGUAAAGAUUUGGGCAUGAUUCGAGUCUUGGAGAACAAGUGUAGAAGAUAAUGACGGAAAAUCCAGAAGAUCGCAGGCAGACCUUGAAAAUCACGACCGUGAUCUCUGGCCGUGAAGUUCACGCCCAUGCAGUUUGAAGAUCACGACAGUGAACCACCCUAUUUUCUUCAUGAUCUUUAUUGACAAGAAACAAAGAGGAUCACGACCAAAAUGAGGUAGAUCACAAGCAACUCUAUAGUUCAUUAACUCAAGAUCACGACCGUGAACCUGAGUUCAUGCACAUAAUCUCCGGUCUCAUGAUUAUCAAAGUCAAUAGUGCAACUAAUCAUUGCGACGCCAUUUUGGAGAUCAUGGGAAACCUUCUCAGAUCACCUCCGUGAUCUAGGUGAUCUUCCUCUUUGAUCCACUUGUACUAGUGUUCCAAAUUAGCACUAGGAUUCUAAUUCUCUAGGGUCUCUCACCACUUGCUCAUGUGACCAGGUAGGGGUGGGCAUCGAUUCGGUUCGGUUUGAACUGAAAUAUGCAUACCGGAUCACCCGAAUCCUCCAUACUUGAAACCGAUUUCGAAUCGAAAUAUACCGAACCCAAUUUAAUUCCAAUUCGGUUCGGAAUUUCGGCCAAACCCGGAUUUCUAUAGCAAAAGACGCCAUCUCUCUCUUUUACUUUACCCUCUCUUAGCAUUUUACUGAUUUGAUUUCCAAAAACUCUCUCUCCCCUCUCUGGCCCUCACUUUCGCUCUCUCUCUCUCUCUCCCUCUCCCUCUUUCUGUUUCUCUACCCAACCAAUAAACAAAGAGGCGGCCGACGAGCAUCACGCAAUGCUCAAAGCAGCGGUGCUGCAGUGGUAGAGAUCUCUCAUCCAUUGUUGAUCUCGAAGCGACAUAGAUCUUUAAGGGAAGAAAAGAAAUCGACCGAGGACGGCAGGCUGCAAUGGCGAUUGACGCCGGCGAUGGUGACGACUUCGACGAUGAAGGUUAGAGCUUAGAGGUUAGCAGAUACAAGCAUGCAUGGCCUUUUUUGGGGUUUGCAUUUCUCCUUCGAGCUUCACUUGAUCUUCUCUGUUUUCGAUUUCAGUCUCCCUCGUUUUGCUUAUUCGAUUUGGGAUAUUUUUAUGGAUUGUGCAGGUUUUUUGGUUACGGGACUAGAGCGGAUGGGGAUGCCUAGCUCAGUCCGUUGUGCUCUGCAUGGGACGGAGGUGAUUGUGUUGCAUGAAUGUUGGUGAUGGAGAGCAGUCGAAGUCGAGGUCCUCGAGAAGACGGCUAUGGAGAGGAGCGGCGACCGAUGAGUGGGGAAGGGAAUUAGGGAAGGGGACGAGCUUCCUGGGGGCUAGGGUUGUGAGUUGUGAGAUUUUGGGCUCAGUUGGGUUGCGGGGAGAUUUGGGUUUGGGGGAGGGUUUGGCUUCAGUUGGGCUGUGGGUGGUUUCUGAGAGGAGGGUUAUUGGGCUGGGCAUGGGACAUUUGGGCAGCCUAUUUUGGUUUUUCGGUUCGGAAUUCGAAAUCUCGGUUCGGUUGAAAGAACCUUGGUUUCUGAAUUAGGCACAUUUCCUUUCCGAACUCCAAACCGAAUAACAAUAUUUUGGUUUCGGUUCGGUAUAAAUCGGUUUCGGCUUGGUUCAGUUCGGGUUUACCGAACUGUAUGCCCACCCCUAUGAUUAGGGACGAGUUCUAGGAUCUCUUAAAAUGAAUUUGGAGGUUGUGGUUCCUCCGGGUUAGAAGUUUCCCUUGGGUUUAUAGAAAUCUAAAGUAAAAGUGAUAGGUAAAAGGAAAUCUAUAACUAUGCGAGUGUAGAACGCAGGAGGACGAGGCGUUGCACAAGCAAAGCUCCCCCUAGAGUUCCUUGACUCAAAUCUUGAUCGUGGAAAAGUAUGAGUUGCUUGAUUAUUAUGUGAUCUAAUCCAACCUUGUGCCAAGGAUUCUUGCCUAGGUCUGGCAGGCAACAAGGACCCUUCGCAUUUCUCUCUUAAAGCAUCACGAUGAUUGAUCAAAUCGAGGGUCGAUCGUAUAAAACUAUCAUCUCCGUUGGUCCCAAGAUUUUAAGGAUUGGAAGAAAGUAAUGCAUGUUAAAUGCACUUAUAAUAGAGUUCCAUUAUCUGAAAGGGAAUUCUCAAAAAACUGAUAAAAGUGUGAUUCGUUUGAUUAAUCCUAAUAGUUAAGGUCUAUCUAUGCGACUAGGAUUUCAAUGUUUGCACCACGAAGGGGUGAAAUCUCAACUUAGGAACUCAUUUUAUCGUACAAAAGUAAACAUAAAGGCAUAAACAAACAAAAGAUAGAAAGAAUAACGUCAAUCAUAGUAUGCCAAAAGAUCACAAACAGCUCUAUAGAUCAUCCAUUCUUUUCUUCUGCUCGGGUGUGAGGUCCACCAUAUCAUCAUGCACAUCUAAGUGUUUAAUGCUAUCAGAAAUGGAAAAAGGUGAUUUGUUCCUCCCUGUCUUUCAGGAUAAGUUUACCAUCAUUCACAUCGAUCAAGGCUUUGGCGCUGUCCAAAAAGGGGUCUACCUAGGAUUAGUGGUACAUUCACAUUCUCAUAUAUGUCCAAGAUCACAAAAUCAGCAGAAUAUAUGAAUGUACAUACUUUAACAAGUAACUUCUCCAUAAUUCCCAUAGGAUGCAUAAUAGAACCAUCUGCUAUUUGAAUGCUCAUCCUAGUGGUAGAGGGUUCACCUAGGCCUAGUUUUCUACAAAAAAAAAGAAAAAUAUUAUGGAACUAAAUUAAUACUAGCCCCUAGGCCAGCCAUGUAAUUUUCAGUAUGUAUGGGUCCAAUAGUGCAAGGGAUAGUAAAACUUCCUGGGUCUUUACAUUUUUUGGCAGCUUGUUCUUCAUAAUGGCAGAACACUCUUCAUCGAGCAUCACCGUGGAUAGAUCCCCAACCUUUUCUUGUUUCUAAUGAUGUCCUUCAAGAACUUGGCACAUUUAGGCAUUUGGGCAAGGGCCUCCAUGAAUGGUAAGUUGAUGUGCACCUGCUUCAACAUUGCAAUGAACUUGGUGCAUUCUCCUUCCAACCGAUCCUUCAACAUUGUUAAUGCCUUGGACUCCAAGCCACUCGAACCCUUCUUUGCACCUUAUGUGGGUUGAGCUUUCUUCUUCUCCUCUCGUAUUUAUUUCAUUUGCAAUUGAUCUUCAUAAACUUCCCCAGGAGAAAGAGGUUUCAAUACAAUCCUUUUACCUUGGUGCAACAACGUGUACUUUUUGGCGACACCAUCAUAUUGUGCACAUCAAUCAAAUUGUCACGGCCUCCCAAGUAGGAUAUGAGUUUCUUUCAUAGGCACCACAUCACACUUCACUUUAUCUUGUAAAUGGUAAACUUCAAUAAGGCUUGCUUUGCUAC